GGAGGGGUUAGAUGUCCUUCCGGUCAGUUCAAAUUUAAUUUCCAUGGAAGAGGGAUCAGUAAUUGAUCAGGAGGGUCAGGUUAUACUCAUUGAGCAAUCGGGAUAUAUCUCGGAAGGGGAGCAUAUAACUGUAGAGAAUCUUGCUAGAGAGUCUUGGAGGCAGGUGUGUGGGGAGUUGCACAAUAAGGUGGAACAAAUACUAAAUGGUAAGGCUGAGGCCUUAGGGGUGGUCUCGAGAAGAAAGGUCAAAGAUGUUCAUCCUCCACGAUCGGUCACUACACGGUUAGCGGCCAAGAGGAACAACAAGGGUCUCACCUUGGAUGUUUCCUUAUGAAGCUGCUCAUAUGGAACUUGCGUGUCCUUGCCUCUUCAUGCCCAAGGCUGCGUGAAAUUGUUAGGCACUACUCAAUUGGUCUUGUUGCUAUUAUUGAACCAAUUGUGGCUCAAAAUAAAGGUUUUUUUUCCUUCAUAGUUUGGGGUUUACGAACAUUUACAUGUCUCAAUCUAAUAAGAUUUGGAUUAUGUGGAAUAAUACUUAAUUUGAGGUGAAUAACAUCCGGGAUGGCAAUCAGUUUUUAUUGGCUAAUGUAAAGUAUAUCCCCAGGGAUUUAAAUUUUAUUUUUACUCCGGUUUAUGGAUUACACACAAGAAGGGAUAGAGAGGAGCUUUGGUCUGGUUUGACUAAUUUUGCUAGGGUGGUGGAUAAGGCCUGGAUCAUGGGGGGGGGGGGGGGGGGGGAUUUCAACAUUGUAUCCUCACUAUCAAAGUACAAAGGACCUUCCAGCCCACUUAUAGGAUACAUGCAGGAUUUUAGAGAUUGUAUAUCGGUUUGUGAGCUUCACCAACUUCCCACUAUUGGUUCUUCCUACACAUGGACCGGGGUUAGGGCCAAUGUUAGAAUUUGGGAAAGGCUAGACAGGUACUUGGCUACUCAAGAUUUCUUGCAAAUUUUCACAUAGUUACCAUUCAACACCUAAGCAAAUCUCCUUCGGAUCACUGCCCUAUAUUGUUACUCUGAGGAGGAGAUGGAGAGGGGUCCGAGUCAGUUUAGAUUUCAAAAUAUGUGGUUUACUAGUGAGGAUUUUCUUCCUUUUGUAAAAGCUAAAUGGAAAGAUUACCCGACGGUGGGAGGUAUGAGAGGACUGACUGCGAAGCUCCAGGCGUUUAAAGAGGAUGUUAAAAGGUGUAACAUGGAAUGUUUUGGGGACAUAUUUCGGGAGUUUGAUAGACUGGAAAAGGAAGCUAUCGGUGCAAAUUCGAUCAAGGAAUUUGAAGCUAUCGGUGCAAAGCUAUUGGCAGCAGCAGUCAAGAGUAAAUUGGAUCAAGGAAGGAGAUGCAAAUUCGAAGUUCUUUCACCAGGAUGUUAAAGAGAAAGUUCAAAGACAACAUAUUCAGGCUAUAAAAAGGCCUAAUGGGGAGUGGGUGUAUGAUACUAAAGAGAUAGGGAAGGAGGUUGUUUGUUUCUUUCAAGACCUCCACGACUUUCAGCAAACAAGUUCUCAUGGAAAAUUGUUAUGUAAUAUCCCUUCUCUUUUAGAAGAGGCUGAUAAUGAUUCUCUUAUUGCAUUGCCAGGUGAAAAGGAGGUUAGAGAGGCUAUAUGGAAUCUAAGUUCUUAAGCAGCUCCUGGUCUGGAUGGUUUUGGUGGAGCCUUUAAUAAGGGGUGUUGGGACAUUAUAAAGCAGGAUGUUAUUUUGGCAGUACACGAAUUUUUCAUGGGAUUUCCGGUGCCGAAGGGCGUUGCUAGUGUGAAUAUGGUUCUUAUCCCUAAAAAGAAAAACCCUACUUCUUUUGGGGAUUUCCGACCUAUAUGUCUUUCUAGGCUUUUGAUCGGGUUGCUUGGAGGUUUUGGAUGCUAUUUUGAUGAAGUUUGGUUUCUCUAAUCAUGUGCGGCUCUUAAUUAUGGGGAUUUAUGGGUAAUAGGCCAAAGCAUCAUUGGGAUAACAUGAAGAGAAUGUGUAAGCCUGCGGAGGCAGGGGGAGUUAGGUAUCAGGUCUAUUUCAGAUAUCCAGAAGAUAUCCUCAAUUAAGCUAUGGUGACAGUUUCAGAAGGAGGACUCAAUUUGGUCUCAGCUUAUGAAAGCAAAAUAUGGUAGAAGGUGCUUGGGGGUUUCCAAACCCACAGAUUCUCCUACCUGGA
This is a messenger RNA of Cuscuta europaea, 2137 nucleotides long. NCBI's taxonomy places the organism in Eukaryota, Viridiplantae, Streptophyta, Magnoliopsida, Solanales, Convolvulaceae. The record is from the annotation of a GenBank genome assembly.